GCUCCAAUGGGCGGACGCUGAUGCAUUUCCACACAAACCACAGCCUCUCGCUCCCAAAGUGAAAGCAGUGGGACAUAUUUAUUUAUGUUGCUGCUUCAUAUAUGUGGACUACAGAAUAACUUUUCUUGCCUCAGUGAAAAAAGGUGCAAGGACUCAAGGAAAGCCAUGGAAAGUCAAGUAUUUCCAAUAUGACCGAUGGUUUGGUCACCGAAUAGGUUAUUUUUGACACACGAGAGGGAAACUUAAAACAAGGCUGUUUUUGGAGUUCUACCUCCCCUGUCUCCGUAGAGUUUGAUUCAAAGUCGAAAGCCAAGAUGGCCGCCGAUUCCGUGCAGGGCGACGCCAGGGGCCAGCUGGUGUCGGAGCGGCUGGGCCUGGGCCACAAUCUGGACCUGUCGGACACCAUGGUGCAGCAGAAGCUGGACGAGAUCAAGGAGCAGAUCCGCCGCGAGAUCCGCAAAGAGCUGAAGAUCAAGGAGGGUGCGGAGAACUUGCGGAAGGUCACCACGGACAAGAAGAGCCUGGCCUACGUGGACAAUAUGCUGAAGAAGUCCAACAAGAAGGUGGAGGAGCUCCACCAGGAGCUCCAGGAGCUCAACGCCCACAUCGUGGUCAAGGACCCCGACGACCUGCUAGAGUGCCCUUUGACCCCGGACACCCCAGCUAGCGAAGCAAGGAUGUGCACCAGCAGCAGCCGCCUGGCCGCCCUGAAGAAGCAGAACGACAUUGAGCUGAAGGUCAAACAAGGGGCGGAGAAUAUGAUCCAGAUGUACUCCAAUGGCUCUUCCAAGGACCGGAAAUUGCUAGCGACUGCUCAACAGAUGCUGCAGGACAGCAAGACGAAGAUUGAGUUCAUCAGGAUGCAGAUCCUCAAAGGCAGCCAGGCCAGCGAGUUGAGCUUCGAUAACAAUGACGUCAUGGCCAAGCCCAUCAUCAGCCCGUUGGACCUACGGGUGGAGGAGCUGUGUCACCACGCCAGGAUAGAGUCAGCCGUGGCCGAGGGCGCCAAGAACGUCAUGAAGCUCCUGGGCUCUGGCAAGGUCACGGAGAAGAGGGCACACUCAGAGGCCCAGGCCCGCUUUAACGAGUCCAGUCAGAAGCUGGACCUGCUCAAGUAUUCCCUGGAGCAGAGGCUGAGUGAGCUGCCCAAGAACCACCCUCGCAGCAGCAGCAUCGUGCAGGAGCUGUCCCUCAUGGCCUCGCCCGCCCUCAGCCCGCGCUCCAGCAUCAUCUCCACCCAGAACCAGUACAGCACCGUGGCCAAGCCCGCCGCACUCACAGGCACGUUAGACGUCAGGCUCAUGGGCUGCCAGGACCUGCUGGAGAACGUUCCGGGUCGUUCCAAAGCCGGUUCCGUGCCGCUGCCUUGCUGGAGCCCCAGCGAGACCCGCUCCUCCUUCAUGAGCCGGGGAAACCGCAACCGAGGUGCCAGCGCACGGAACCUCUCCAAGAGUGAAGACCUCUCCAAUGAAAUCAGUGCUGUGCUGAAGCUGGACAAUACAGUGGUGGGACAAACCAACUGGAGACCUGUUAGUAACCAGUCCUGGGAUCAGAAGUUUACACUGGAGCUGGACAGGUCUCGUGAGCUGGAGAUCUCGGUGUACUGGAGAGACUGGCGCUCGCUGUGUGCCGUCAAGUUCCUGCGACUGGAGGACUUCCUGGACAACCAGCGUCAUGGCAUGUGUCUCUACCUGGAGCCCCAGGGAACCCUGUUCGCAGAGGUCACAUUUUUCACCCCUGUCAUUGAGCGGCGACCCAAACUGCAGAGACAAAAAAAGAUAUUCUCAAAGCAGCAAGGGAAGACGUUCCUGCGUGCUCCUCAAAUGAACAUCAACAUCGCCACCUGGGGCCGCCUGGUCAGGAGGGCCAUACCAACCGGUAGCAGCCCACAGGUGCCUGAGACCGGGCCCAGCAGUCUGCCGGGAUCUCCAACACCCACCAGUGCCAUUAGUGAACCAUUGGUGACCAAGCUGGACUUUGACAAAGAGCCCACCCCGGGACCCAAGCACUACCCUGUACCCGCUGGCAUCAGAGAACCACUGGCACAGGACAACAAACUGCCCGACAAGGAGGAAGUACAGGACGCCCUGGCAUCGUUUGACUUCCUGAACAAGAGGAACAGCAUAGCGGUGAAGUCGUCGGACCUAGACCGACUAGACAAGGUAGUAGAGCAGGAGAUCCAGCCUCCAGACCUGGAGCUCACAGCCAUACAGAAGGAGAUACGGGAAGAAGAACAAUUUCAGUUUAGUCUCAGAGACUUCAAAUGUGUUGCAGUCCUUGGCCGUGGUCAUUUUGGAAAGGUAUUGUUAGCCGAGUAUAAAAGCAUGGGAGAGAUGUUUGCCAUCAAAGCCCUGAAGAAAGGAGACAUUGUGGCUCGUGAUGAGGUGGACAGUCUGAUGUGUGAGAAGCGUAUCUUUGAGACGGUGAACAGUGUGCGCCACCCGUUCCUGGUCAACCUCUUUGCCUGCUUCCAAACGCAGGAGCACGUGUGCUUCGUCAUGGAGUAUGCUGCCGGGGGAGACCUGAUGAUGCACAUCCACUCUGACGUCUUCUCAGAGCCCAGGGCCAUAUUUUAUGCAGCUUGUGUCGUAUUGGGAUUACAGUUUUUACAUGAACAUAAGAUUGUGUACAGAGAUCUGAAGCUUGACAAUCUGCUCUUGGACACUGAGGGCUAUGUAAAAAUAGCUGACUUUGGCCUGUGCAAAGAGGGAAUGGGGUUCAGGGACCGCACCAGUACAUUCUGUGGUACUCCUGAGUUCCUGGCCCCAGAGGUUCUGACGGAGACGUCCUACACGCGUGCUGUGGACUGGUGGGGUCUGGGGGUCCUCAUCUUUGAGAUGCUGGUUGGAGAGUCUCCAUUCCCUGGGGACGAUGAGGAGGAGGUGUUUGACAGCAUCGUCAACGAUGAAGUCCGCUACCCAAGGUUCCUCUCAACAGAGGCCAUCUCCAUCAUGAGAAGGCUUUUGAGGAGGAGUCCAGAAAGACGUCUGGGGGCAGGAGAACGAGACGCAGAAGAAGUAAAGAAACAUCUGUUCUUCAGAAAUAUGGAUUGGAACGGACUACUGGCCAAGAAGGUGAAGCCUCCGUUCGUGCCGACCAUCCAGGACUCCAAUGACGUCAGCAACUUCGACAACGAAUUUACCUCAGAAGCGCCCAUCCUGACCCCGCCCAGAGAACCCAGGGCGCUCAGCAGGAAUGAGCAGGACAUGUUCUCAGACUUUGACUACAUCGCAGACUGGUGUUAGCCCCCCUCCCUCCUCCUAACACGUUGAACAAACACACACUGUGAACCAAACAACACAGCGCUGACUGACUGUAGCUCACAUUUUAAAAUCCGCCUCUUUUCCAAACAAACGUUGAGAGGGAGGGGAAAACAUCGCUCUUCCAGCCUUUGGGCACACUCUGUGCCAUUGAAAGACGCCCCCCGACUCCACAACUGAACACCCUUGUUUAUUUUUUAACAAAAUGAAUAACUUUUUUAACAUAAAGAGAUUCUAUUUUGCUUCUCUUCUGAGAAUUCAGAGAGAAGAGGGGGAAGGAGGCCUCCAGCGCAUGUUUUCUUUUGUCUGACCACUGAGAAUGUUUUCAUAUGAACUCUGUCAAAGGACACGCCGGCAACAUGUUAUUCAUUGUCAGUCUUUUUUUUAAAUAUUAUGUACAGAAUAUUAUUCAUCUGUAUUAACGAGUCAUUUCUCAAGCCAUAACUAAAUGACUUCUCUCUGUAAGGUUUUGACAUGUCUGCCUUGUAUGAGUAUUUUGAGCAUUUAUCACUGAACCGUCACGUGAGGUUAAAGAAAACACAUUUUGACUACUACUGCCUUUUGACUUGAAACCCAAAGUAAGGGCUCCUUUAUAGCUGAUCCUAGUCAUUCUCAUCCCCCACCCACACACUUAUUCGUCACAUGCUUCGUAAACAACAGGUGUGGACUAACAGUGAAAUGCUUAGUUACGGGCCCUUCCCAACAAUGCAGGGAGAACCCUCCCACAGUUUUUAAAGAAUGCCUUCCUGUUUCUGCUAGCAAAGCUAAGAGCUGGCUGACUCAAAGAAUAGAGUGCAGAAAAUGUUUAAUUUUAAACAGAUGAUCAUUAGGCAAAGCGGUGGAUCCAGUGUUAGUCCUCAUGGUAUUGCAACUAUCCCUCAUUUACUAGCAUAAAGGACCAUGUUUUAAGCGGUAGAACAAAGAGUUCUAGACACAUCAAAGGCGACUGUGCUGCUUUAAAGUCAUUUGUAAGGAGCACACAAUAUGGAGACAUAUCGGACAUGGCUCCCUCUGGUGGAUUCCUAGCACCAUUAAGCAGGGGCCAUAUGAAUCAAGCGUCUCAGAGUAGAAGUGCUGAUUUAGGAUCAGUUUUGCAAUGAAAAGGAUUACAUGAACAGGGGUACCUGAUCCUAGAUCAGCACUCCUACUCUGAGACCCCUGAGCUAUACAGACCCAGAUUUUGUUCUUGGGGGAUAACAAUGCAUUCAGCUAGCAAUGUUGUGCUCUUGUGGAUAGAAUCAAUUACUCUAGCAUUUCGAACAGAGUUUGGGUCCGUUCCAUUAUAAUUCAAUCGAUGCAGCGAAUUAAUGAAUUUAGGAUUUCUGUUGAAUUUCCAUUCCCUACCUGAAUUGACUGAUUUGAAAUGGAAUUGAUUCCAACCUCGAUACCUCAAUUAUUCUUUUUAACUGAAGAUACAAGAACCAGAAGACGUCACAGCCUGCAAUGAUUGGACUUAGUCAAAUGGUGGAUCUGAAGUGACUGAUACAGUACAGCUGAUUACCAAAACUCAUCCAUUCAGUCCUGACAGUGGGACUAUGGAUGUAUGAUGGAACUGACUUAAUAAACCUAUGUGUAGGGUGAAGUUGCCUCUAGGUUAGGAUUGGGGAAGGGGAAGCUGACCCUAGAUCUUUACCUAAGGGAAGCUGACCCUAGAUCUUUACCUAAGGGAAACUUCACCCUGGAGCUUCAACUUGGCUCAGUGGCAGUUUGUGCAGACAAUAUGUAAAUGAAUCACUACAGGUGAGGGCAGGGUAUAUUAUAUAUGUAUGUACACACAAUUAAGCUGAUAGCACUCAUUUUAUCAAUAGUUAUUUUUGUAUCUAUGUUUAGUGUAAUUAUGAAAAUAGAUUGUACAAAGUUAUUUCUCCGUGCUUAAAUGGCUGCUUGAGCGUGUUGCAAAAACAGAAGCUUUUUUGAAUGGUACACCACAUUGAAGUUACAAGACUGUUGGCCCUGGUGUAAAGAAGCAGUCGUCUAUCAUGAAUGCACAAAUUAAACGUUUUUAAUAGA
Messenger RNA from Coregonus clupeaformis (lake whitefish), 5270 nucleotides. RefSeq names its product serine/threonine-protein kinase N2. Gene Ontology annotation, molecular function: small GTPase binding; ATP binding; protein serine/threonine kinase activity. NCBI's taxonomy places the organism in Eukaryota, Metazoa, Chordata, Actinopteri, Salmoniformes, Salmonidae. Bases 315 to 3245 code for a protein of 976 amino acids. Gene Ontology annotation, biological process: signal transduction; protein phosphorylation. The transcript has 22 exons. The record is from RefSeq and is a predicted model, not a curated record.